This is a messenger RNA of Sorghum bicolor (sorghum), 1321 nucleotides long. Its product is annotated as protein IN2-1 homolog B-like. The coding region runs from base 34 to 936 and encodes 300 amino acids. The transcript has 10 exons. NCBI's taxonomy places the organism in Eukaryota, Viridiplantae, Streptophyta, Magnoliopsida, Poales, Poaceae. Gene Ontology annotation, molecular function: glutathione transferase activity. The record is from RefSeq and is a predicted model, not a curated record.
AUUCACGAAUUGACCACUCGCCUGUCGCCUCCCAUGAAUUCGCUCGCUUUCCCUGGCUGCCCGUCACCACUGACGCCCGCCUCCACCGCCCCCGGCCUCCAUCCCAUCCCAUCGCCGCGUAUAAAGAUUCGCUUCCAGCGACUAGAAGAUGCAGCUCAUCACCACCUCCGCGCUCGAAGCUCCGCCUCCUCCCGAACCCGUACCGUCGCCAUGGCAUCCGGCUUGCCUGUAAGCUCCAAGGAAGUGCUGCCGUCUCCCCUGACCUCCGCCUCCGAGCCCCCUCCCCUCUUCGAUGGCACUACCAAGUUGUACGUUGCCUAUUAUUGCCCGUUCGCGCAGCGCGCUUGGAUUGCCAGGAACUACAAGGGUUUGCAGGAUAAGAUUAAGAUUGUCGCCAUCGAUCUUGCUGACAGGCCAGCAUGGUACAAGGAGAAGGUUUAUCCAGAAAACAAGGUGCCUUCUCUGGAACACAACAACCAGGUGAAAGGAGAGAGCUUGGAUUUGGUUAAGUACAUUGACAGCAACUUCGAAGGUCCAUCGUUGCUCCCUGAGGAUCCUGCAAAGAAGCAGUUCGCUGAGGAGCUGCUUGCAUAUACUGAUGCAUUUAACAAAGCAUUAUACUCAUCUUUACUCAGCAAGGAAGAUGUGUCUGAGGAAACUGUUGCUGCUUUGGAUAAAAUAGAAGACGCCCUGGGGAAAUUUAAUGACGGCCCGUUCUUCCUUGGUCAGUUCAGUUUGGUGGACAUUGCAUAUGUACCAUUCAUCGAGAGGUUUCAGAUAUUCUAUUCCAACAUAAAAAACUAUGAUAUCACAAAGGGCAGACCCAACCUUCAGAAGUUCAUUGAGGAAGUGAACAAGAUCGAUGCAUAUACGCAGACUAAACUGGACCCAGAUUUUUUACUUGAGCAGACAAAGAAGCGGCUUGGGAUUGCUUAAAGCUUGUGACCAAGGAUGAAUCUCUCGCCAGAAGUACAAGCAUAGUAGAUUGAGACUAGUUUAGUCGUUUGUGUGCUUGAAUAAUGAUGAAUAUCACAGUUAUGGUUUUCAGUGAGGCAUGGUCUUCUAUAUUGGUUGUGCUUCUGAAAUAAAUUAGUUGUCACUAUAUAAAAGGAUCAUUUGGUAAUGUGUUGAUGUCACUGGUUGUGCUUCUGAAAAUAAACUAGUUGUCACUGUAUAAAAGGAUCAUUUGGUAAUGUGUUGAUGUCACUGUAUAUGAGUGGGUGGGGAGAGAGAGAGAGAGAGAGAGAGAGAGAAUGAUAUGCAGUGUGUUCUGUCAAAUGUUGCUGAAUUCAAUGGAUCAGUAUUCGUCUCAUUACCAAUA